AUGUUCCCACACAUUUUGAAAAGAUGUAUAGGGGAGCAUUACCCAGUCAUGUGGCGAAAUAUCGUAGAAAUCGUCGAGUCCAGGUUCCCACAGGACAGCAAACUCCUCGUAGGCGAUGCCACAGUUGGAGCUGGAGGCCAUUCUCGAGCUUUACUUGAGCUAUAUCCAAAUUCCCGCAUCAUAGGAGUCGACAUCGACAAAGAAAUGCUUGCAAUUGCAGAGAAAAACACAGCGGAUUUUUCUGAUAGGAUAAAAUUCCACCACACAUCAUACACAAACAUGUUUUCACUGCCAAGAUUCCCUGAAGAAUUCACAUCUGGAAAAGGCUUUGAUGUCCUAAUUGCAGAUUUAGGCCUAAGCUCAGUCCAUUUAGACACCCCUGAGCGUGGCUUUGCAUUUAGGACAGAUGGGCCAUUAGAUAUGAGAUUUGACAGGACUAAAAAUCAGCUGACGGCUGAAAAAAUUUUAAAUCAUGCAAGUGAGUAUGAAUUAGUUGAUAUUUUUAAACGGUACGGAAAUGAACAAUACAGUGAGACUGCAGCAGAGAUUAUUUGUCAGUAUAGAAAGGAAAAUAAAAUAACUAGCACAAUGCAGCUUACAAAAGUUUUGAAUUACGCUUUUUAUAUAGCCAAGUCUUUUAAGAAGUAUGAUAAUAUUACAAGGAUUUUCCAAGCUUUAAGGAUAAAGGUUAAUAAUGAGCUGGAUAAUGUGGAAAAUUUUUUGAAAAAUGCGAUUAAUAAUUUAGAUGAAAAAGGUGUUUUGAUAGUCAUAAGUUUCCAUUCUCUGGAAGAUGACAUUGUACACAAAUAUAUGAAGAAAGCAGUAAGAUUUAGUUAGAAUGGACAGUUUAUUGUGGAGUAUAAAACUUGGAAGCCAAUGGAGCCUGGGCAUGAAGAGAUGAUAGAAAAUAGCAGGAGCCGAUCAGCGCUGUUAAGAUACUUAAUAAAGCGAGACUUCAACAAAGAAAAGAAAAUUGGACAUGAAAGUCGUAAAUUAAUUAAUUAG
This is a messenger RNA of Blepharisma stoltei, 1005 nucleotides long. The record is from the annotation of a GenBank genome assembly. NCBI's taxonomy places the organism in Eukaryota, Ciliophora, Heterotrichea, Heterotrichida, Blepharismidae.